CUGACAGUGUGUGUUUAGUGUGCAUGGGGUGAGAAAUCAGGGUUCUACAUUACAGGGCUGGAACUAACUGACAUAACUGAAGGGGGUGUAGUAAAGGAGAACAUUAUGCUGCAGAUAGCAACAGCACUGAUCAGCUAAGGAACAAAUAAGCCCUCCAGACCCACACAGAUCCAUCAGAUACCUUUCCAAACCUACAGGAUCUGGACACAAAAGGAGCUUGUUAUUCCGAAGAAUCCGUGAUCUAUCCAUUUCAUUCCUGAAAUUCAACCUUUGCUUCUCAAAGCCACGAAGGAUUUGCCUGCCACUCAAAGGAUUUCAGUUCUUCCCCGAAAUCUCCUACCCUUUUUUUUUUUUUUUGCAUUUUUAUAUUCUUAUGUAUUUCUGCACCCUUUUUUCCUAUGUGGAUAUGCAAGGUAGAAGAGAGAACAGCAUAAUCCCAUCAUGUCCAGAGCUUUAACCCAGCAGACUAAAGGAUCUGUGUCUACAAGCCCAGGGAGAGUAAAAGUUGAAGAUGAGGCCUUCAGAAGCCUGCUACUUCUUAAAAAUCAGCUUGAUGACCCUUUUCUGUUUGGGCUAUUAUGCCCAGAAACACCCCAGUUUAGACAUUGCAGUAAUUUUGGUGGGUACUUCAGACGAGGUAGCCAUAAAAGAUGCCCACGAGAAAGAUGACUUUCACCACCUUUCUGUGACACCAAGGGUGGCCCUUGUCACCAUGAAUGAGUCAGAUCCCAAGAGUAUCAUCACAAGGAUAUGUGAAGUCAUGUCUGAAAAGAAGGUUCAAGGUGUGGUAUUUGGUGAUGACACAGACCAGGAGGCUAUCGCCCAAAUUUUGGACUUUAUCUCUGCCCAGACACUUACUCCCAUUCUUGGCAUUCAUGGUGGAUCCUCAAUGAUCAUGGCUGAUAAGGAGGAAUCAUCCAUGUUCUUCCAGUUUGGACCCUCCAUUGAACAACAAGCCUCUGUAAUGCUUAACAUCAUGGAAGAAUAUGACUGGUACAUUUUUUCCAUUGUUACCACCUACUUUCCUGGAUACCAAGGCUUUGAGAACAAGGUUCGAAGCACCAUAGAAAACAGCUUUGUGGGUUGGGAGCUGGAAGAGGUUAUCCACUUGGACAUGUCCUUAGAUGACAAUGACUCCAAGAUCCAAAACCAACUAAAGAAGCUUCAAAGUCCUGUCAUCUUGCUGUACUGCACGAAAGAGGAAGCCACUUAUAUAUUUGAGGUGGCCCAUUCGGUGGGGUUGACAGGAUAUGGUUACACAUGGAUUGUACCAAGCCUGGUGGCAGGAGACACCGACACUGUGCCAGCUGAAUUCCCAACAGGCCUCAUCUCUGUGUCCUAUGAUGAAUGGGACUAUGAUCUGCCUGCCCGAGUUCGAGAUGGGAUUGCUAUCAUCACUACCGCAGCUUCCACCAUGCUGUCUGAGCACAACUCUAUUCCUCAGUCCAAGAGCAGCUGUAACAAUAUCCAGGAAAAUCGUGUUUAUGAUGCCCACGUGUUAAACAGAUAUUUGAUCAAUGUGACAUUUGAAGGAAGAAAUCUCUCAUUCAGUGAAGAUGGUUACCAAAUGCAUCCUAAACUUGUCAUCAUCUUGCUCAAUCAGGAGAGGAAAUGGGAACGGGUGGGAAAAUAUAAGGACCGAAGUUUGCAGAUGAAGUAUUACGUGUGGCCCGUUUUUGAUCUGUAUCCAGAUUCUGAGGAACAUAAGGACGAACACUUGAGCAUUGUAACUUUAGAGGAAGCACCUUUUGUUAUCGUUGAGGAUGUUGACCCGUUAAGUGGCACCUGCAUGAGAAACACUGUUCCCUGUCGAAAGCAGAUACGCAUUGAGAACCGCACCGAAGAGGGAGGAAACUACAUCAAGAGAUGCUGCAAAGGCUUCUGCAUAGAUAUCCUCAAAAAAAUUGCUAAGACUGUCAAAUUCACCUAUGAUCUGUAUCUGGUGACCAACGGCAAGCAUGGCAAGAAGAUUAAUGGAACAUGGAAUGGAAUGAUUGGAGAGGUGGUUACCAAACGUGCUUAUAUGGCUGUUGGAUCCCUCACGAUCAAUGAAGAACGCUCAGAAGUGGUGGAUUUCUCUGUACCUUUCAUAGAAACUGGUAUUAGUGUUAUGGUGUCUAGAAGCAACGGGACUGUUUCUCCCUCUGCAUUUCUUGAACCAUUUAGCGCUGAUGUCUGGGUGAUGAUGUUUGUGAUGCUUCUUAUCGUCUCUGCUGUAGCUGUGUUCAUAUUUGAGUAUUUCAGUCCUGUUGGGUACAACAGGUGCCUUGCAGAUGGGCGAGAACCUGGUGGUCCUUCAUUUACUAUUGGUAAAGCAAUUUGGCUGCUUUGGGGCCUAGUGUUCAAUAACUCUGUGCCUGUUCAAAAUCCAAAGGGAACCACAAGUAAGAUUAUGGUAUCAGUCUGGGCCUUCUUUGCUGUCAUCUUCCUAGCCAGUUAUACAGCUAACCUUGCUGCCUUCAUGAUCCAAGAGGAGUAUGUGGACCAGGUGUCUGGCCUCAGUGACAAAAAGUUUCAGAGACCCAACGACUUCUCCCCAGCAUUCCGGUUCGGGACCGUUCCCAAUGGCAGCACAGAAAGGAAUAUCCGUAACAACUACCUCGAGAUGCAUGCAUAUAUGGUGAAGUUUAACCAGAAAUCUGUGCAGGAUGCUCUUCUAUCUCUAAAAACUGGUAAGUUGGACGCCUUUAUCUAUGAUGCUGCUGUACUCAACUACAUGGCUGGUCGAGAUGAAGGAUGUAAGCUAGUGACUAUUGGAAGUGGCAAAGUCUUUGCUUCUACUGGAUAUGGAAUUGCCAUUCAGAAGGACUCAGGAUGGAAACGACAAAUUGAUCUGGCAAUUCUUCAGCUAUUUGGUGAUGGAGAAAUGGAGGAGCUGGAAGCUCUCUGGCUAACUGGUAUUUGUCACAAUGAGAAGAAUGAGGUUAUGAGUAGCCAACUGGACAUCGAUAACAUGGCGGGGGUCUUCUACAUGUUGGGGGCAGCCAUGGCUCUGAGUCUGAUCACAUUCAUAAUGGAGCACCUCUUCUUCUGGCAGUUUCGGCAUUGCUUCAUGGGUGUUUGUUCUGGAAAGCCAGGCUUGGUGUUCUCUAUUAGCAGGGGUAUCUACAGUUGUAUACAUGGUGUUGCCAUAGAAGAUCGGCAGUCAGCCAUGAAUUCCCCUUCAGCAACAAUGAACAAUACACACUCCAAUAUACUGCGUCUACUCCGCACUGCCAAGAACAUGGCCAACCUGUCUGGAGUAAAUGGCUCCCCGCAGAGCGCCCUGGAUUUUAUCCGACGGGAAUCCUCAGUAUAUGAUAUCUCUGAGCAUAGGCGAAGCUUCACUCACUCUGACUGCAAGUCCUUCCAACCAGAGGAGAAUCUAUUUAGUGACUACAUCUCUGAAGUGGAGAGGACCUUUGGUAAUCUUCAGCUGAAAGACAGCAAUGUAUACCAAGACCAUUUCCACCAUCAUAGACCACACAGUAUAGGGAGCAAUAGCUCUAUUGAUGGGUUAUAUGACUGUGAUAAUGCACCUUUCACUACACAGCCCAGAUCUCUUUCAAAAAAACCUCUAGACAUAGGUUUGCCAACAAAACACUCAACAACCCAAAUAGGUGACCUAUAUGGUAAAUUUUCCUUUAAAAGUGACCGUUAUGGUGCCCCUGAUGAUUUAAUAAGGUCUGAUGUUUCUGACAUUUCUACACAUACUGUCACCUAUGGCAACAUUGAAGGCAAUGCAAAGCGCAGGAAACAAUAUAAAGAUAGUCUGAAAAAGAGGCCAGCAUCUGCCAAAUCCAGAAGGGAAUUUGAUGAGAUUGAACUAGCUUACCGCAGACGUCCAAGGUCACCUGAUCAUAAACGCUACUUUCGGGACAAAGAGGGACUGCGAGAUUUUUAUCUGGACCAGUUCAGGACCAAGGAAAACAACCCUCAUUGGGAGCAUGUGGACCUAACAGACAUCUAUAAAGAAAGAGGGGAUGAUUUUAAGCAUGAAAGUUCAUGUUCAAACAGGCAACAUCAGAAGCAUGCACCUGAGUUUGCGCAAAAUGAGCGUAAACACGGCACUGGAGGGAACGCGUGGGAGAAAAAUAUGAGUAACUUGGAAUGGGAGGAUAGAGCCGGCACCAACUUCUGUCGCAAUUGCCCUUCCAAGAUGCACAACUAUUCAGCCCAAAAUACCAAUCGUCCUGCUUGUAUCCGUUGUGAAGUCUGCAAAAAAGCAGGAAACCUUUAUGACAUCAGUGAGGACAACUCUCUGCAGGAUUUGGAUGCUCGACCAAUUGCAACCUCCAACUCCAAGUAUCCACAGAGCCCAUCCAAUGGCAAAGCUCAGAAACGAAACAGAAGCAAACUCCAUCGCCAGCAUUCCUAUGACACAUUUGUGGACCUUCAGAAAGAAGAUGUGACCUUAGCUCCCCGCAGUGUCAGCCUGAAAGAUAAGGAGCGCUUCUUGGAUGGUAGCCCUUAUGCCCACAUGUUUGAAAUGCCCAAUGAGACCUCCUUUGCCAACAAGUCCCAUGGUUCAACUCACAAUCCUGGGGGUUAUAUGCUCAGCCGUUCCCUGUACCCAGACCGAGUCACUCAAAACCCAUUUAUUCCCACAUUUGGGGAUGACCAAUGUCUGCUUCAUGGGAGCAAGCCCUACUAUUUUAGGCAGCCUGCAAUUGGUGGCUUGAAGGGAAGGUCGGACUUCCGAGCAUCUGGUAAAUCACUCACUGCCCUACAUGCAGGUCCCACAGGCCGUUUCCAAAAAGACAUUUGUAUAGGAAACCAACCCAAUGCCUGCGUUUCAAACAAUAAGAACCCCAGAUCUUUCAACAACUCUACCAAUGGCCAUGUGUAUGAGAAGUUGUCCAGCAUUGAAUCUGAUGUCUGAAAGGGGGAGGUGGGCUGGGACCUAAAUCCUCCCCUUCCCAAUUCCCAAAUUUUAUUCCCUUACAGUGAAGCAGGACAGAUGUGUUCCUGAGUGCUGUUGGAGCAGAAUAUAUGAGAUGCAGCCUUUUUAUUCUCAUCAUCUUUCUUCUCUUCCUGGGGCCAUCUCGUCCUUCUAACCACGUGGAGUUCAUAUCCCAGCCUGCUGAAACACCGAGCUGACAUCAGACGAGGGGGGAUUCUUUGAUUUCAUUUACUAAAGACAUGGCUUGAGCGCUGUAAGGGAGAAAGGAAAGAAUGGGUAAAGACAUUCUAAAGAGUUUUCUUCCAACACGAUAUGAAGAGCUGGAAGAACACAUAGUGCCAGGGGAUCAGAAGCAGAGCAUAAAGUUUCAGAUGUGGUUAAGAUAAAUAGGGUACAGCUUACAUUGUAGAAAGCUUCCAUGAAACCGUCUAAUUUGUUAUAGAAGUGGAGACUAGGUAGCUUUUAUAGACAAGCCUAGGAAUAUUUAUUAUGGGAGAAGAAAAAAUGACUGGGAACUGCCCACUGUGAAUGCUGACGUAUGUCUGUGUGGAGAAUGUUUAAAACAUAGGUUUUAAGAAUUCUAUGACUACAAGUAAGACCUCCAUUUGUCCAUCCACCAAAACACCUUAACUGUUUUCUUUUAUCUGCAUACAGUUAAUUUUGAUUUAGGUAGACCAAACAUAAAUCUUGCUGCCAUAACUACCCAUUAGCUAAAUGGAAAGUGAUAACACGUAAAGCCUGAAAGUCACAAGAGUCAUCUUAUAUGAUCUUUGUUUUUUUUUACCAAAAAAUAUUAUGUACUUUAAGGACGAAAACUAAUUCUGCUGAUAGCUCAGGAACAUCUUUAUAAUUUUUCAGGUCAGUAUCAAAACUUCAGCCCAUAAUUAAUUUGCAAACCAUAUUGAUAUAGAAUAGCUCCGUAUAGUAUUAGAAACACUUUUAUAACUUUUUAUAUUUUUUGGGUUUGCAAAUUUAUUGAUUCUGCCAUCGAAUAAUGCUUGUUUUCAGUAUUCAUAAUUGCGGGCAUUUUUAUUUAAACAGACUGUUUUCAGAAAUAGAUUCUAUAGAUAUAUCAGAACAAUGGGAUACAAGAAGCAUACCUGGAUCCAAGGGCUUCCUAGCAUGGCACUGUGUUAAGGAACAGAUAAUACCAGUCUGAGUUAAGGAUUUUGGCUGUCCUUCAUAGUGAAGGAAAUAUAACUUGCAAUCUUGACGCUAAAGCUGUCAUUCAUACUAUUUAGUUUAAACUAAAACUACACUUUUAACUGUAGGUAGAUGUUCAGAGUCCAGAUCUCUAUCAGGGGAAAACCCAAAACAAACCACCUUUCAAAUUUAUGAGGCAGAUUGAUAGACUGUUUGGUAGCAUACUUAAGAUGAAUGCUGUAAAAUGCUGAUGAAUGCUGUGAAUGCAAGAGUAAAAUUUGAAGGAAAAACAUUGCAGAAAAAUGUUUGAUGAUAUUGCACAGAUGUUAUUGGUACUCUGAGGGCUAAUUUUCAUAUGGGCUUCACUUUGGUUAUACAGAUGAAACCUGUAAUAUAUUUUUCACAUAUCUAUUUGUAUUCAUGUAUAUAUCAGCAUAUUAACAUCUUACAAGAAUAUUGGAUGGACAUCAGAAUAAUUGCUUUGUAUGUGGCGAGAGUACUGAAAAUGGUGUGGCUGAGUGUGGUGAAGUCAGAUGAUUGAGGGCAGUAUCCUAGCACAAGAGCUAAGACCAUAAGGGCAUUAAUAUUCAAUUCUCCAAGAUGACACAUGGUUUUAGAUACAGAAACACAGGAAGCGUUAACAUAGCCUCCAGUUAGUCCUUCCAUCACGUUGAAUGUGAGGGGAGAUAAAUAAAGGUGCCCAUUCGGUCAUCAGAAACACAGGACGGGACCACACACCGCCCACUGUUAAUUUAUUUAGCUUUGUAAAUAUGUGGUUGAGACUUUUUUUUAAGAAUAGACUUUUCAAUGAAUUCGUACUGACACAGAGGGAGAAAGUCAUGUGUCCUGCCCCGAGACACCUGUUCCUAGAGGUUUCAAGGCUCUGUAUCCCUGUGCCAUUUCCAUGAGUCAUUUGAUCUUAGUUGCCUAGGAUCCCUGGCUCUGGCUUUUUUUUUUUUUCUUCAUGUGCCAAUUGACAGAGCUCAGUCCUGGAGGUGAGAUGCUCUUCUUUGUGCCAAAUCCUUGAGUCGCCAGAUGCCAGGCUCUGACUAAUUUGUGCCAAAAUACUGAAGCCACCUUAGAAAUGAAAGACUCCAGUUAACUGACACCCUCAUAGAAUAGCCUGCAAUUUGAAGCCAUCCAA
Messenger RNA from Spea bombifrons (plains spadefoot toad), 7169 nucleotides. It is a transcript of the gene GRIN2B, whose product is annotated as glutamate ionotropic receptor NMDA type subunit 2B. Gene Ontology annotation, biological process: long-term synaptic potentiation; synaptic transmission, glutamatergic; monoatomic ion transport. Bases 512 to 4861 code for a protein of 1449 amino acids. NCBI's taxonomy places the organism in Eukaryota, Metazoa, Chordata, Amphibia, Anura, Pelobatidae. The record is from RefSeq and is a predicted model, not a curated record. The transcript has 14 exons. Gene Ontology annotation, cellular component: plasma membrane; NMDA selective glutamate receptor complex; postsynaptic density membrane. Gene Ontology annotation, molecular function: NMDA glutamate receptor activity; transmitter-gated monoatomic ion channel activity involved in regulation of postsynaptic membrane potential.